CCGGAUUUUUUCGUACAACGUGUGCACCGGUCCGCUGCAUGGCAUCCAGAGGUGAUGGCAUCCAGCUGCUUCUCCAAGCCGAGAAGCUUGCAAGUGAUAAAGUGAACGAAGCUAAAAGACGUAAAGCAAAGCGGUUGAAAGAGGCGAAAUUAGAAGCACAGGCGGAGAUUGAUGCUGAGAGAGCGGAACGAGAAAGGCAUUUCAAGAUGUGCGAAGAGCGGGACCACAAAGCAGGACUGCAUUACAAAUGCACAAAGGUUGCCGAGGAUUUGUCAAAAUCACACAACUGCAACAUCGACUCAGAUGUGGUGUGUUUGGCGACGGAAACCCUGUUUCGGUACUACGAGGUACUUGCAACGGAUCUGGAAGCAUUCGCGAAACACGGCAGAAGAACGGUAAUCAAUGUGGAGGAUGUGCUCUUGUUUGUUCGACGCAAUCCUCAACUGGUAAAGAUUUUGAAGGAGUCAUACAAGUGCGACAAAAAACCUGGAUCUCCUACUCGAAUAGAAGACAAGCAGCGGACAAUCACAACACGGGUUGAUGAGAUGGAUCCACAAACCAAGGAACAAUCACGUUCAACUGAAACUCUAACCGAUUGGUUUACGGGGGAUUGACGAUAUAAACACUGUCAAAAACCGAUGUGUACACAAUUUGUUUGCGCAGAAUGUAAUGUGAGAUAACCCGCCAGUCGGUUUCAAUGCCUUAAUAGGGAAACAGAACGUGACGAGUUACGUCAGUUGGAGCCAAAUGUAGAGAACGACAAUUAUACCUCAUCAUACUAGAUCCCCAUUACUCAUUAGUAACGACAAUUUCGCAUUACUCUGCUUUUAAACUGCUUGUUGGAUACGUUUCAAUUAAGUAAAGUAUGACUCAGCGGUCUUCCCAUCGCUGUACAGCAAUGUCCUUUAAACAUCUCG
Messenger RNA from Dicrocoelium dendriticum, 917 nucleotides. The record is from the annotation of a GenBank genome assembly. NCBI's taxonomy places the organism in Eukaryota, Metazoa, Platyhelminthes, Trematoda, Plagiorchiida, Dicrocoeliidae.